UUGUGGGAGCCUGUUGUGGUUGCGUUGCGCCUGGGUCCCGUGGUUGGCUCCGAUCUACGCAAGUGGCGUGCGCGCUCUCUGAGGCAGAUUUUCGACUGGGCUCCCCAAGAUGUCUGUGGCCUUCGUACCGGACUGGCUGCGGGGCAAGGCGGAAGUCAAUCAAGAGACUAUCCAACGGCUCCUGGAGGAGAAUGACCAGCUGAUCCGCUGUAUCGUGGAGUAUCAGAACAAGGGCCGGGCGAACGAGUGUGUCCAGUACCAACAUGUGUUACAUAGAAAUCUCAUUUAUUUGGCUACCAUUGCAGAUGCCAGCCCAACCAGUAGUUCAAAAGCAAUGGAAUAAUCUUCCAGUUGGCUGUUGUGAAGAGUAAUUGAAUGUAAUCCUUCUUUUAGGAAAUGGAGACAGGGUCUUUACCAACUCAACUGUCUGAAUCAUGAAUGAAAUUUCUGUGGCUCUUUUAAAAAUGUGAAAAUGUGAAGAAAGCUACUAACUGUAUUCUCAAUGUGAAUAUUUAUUUUAGUAAUUAAGUAGAUCCCUCAAGAAUUUGACCCCAGGUGUCCUCUUUCCUGAACUUGGAGCGUAUCUGGAUAACUGACAUCAUUAGCAUCUUCAAGCCUACUUUUUAGUUUCUACCUGAAGAGGAAACUAAGUAGGCAUUGGGCAGGAAUUGAUGAGAUUCCUGAAUGAGACCUUGCUAAAUGGGCAUGUGACUGUGUGCUUUCUCCUACCAGUUUGUAAAUGUGGUCCCCCAACUGCCCUUUUCAGAUUGCUUUGAAAUAAAGCGUGCUUUUCCACGAAAGACUGAUAAGGAGGUAUAGAAGUUUUCAUGUAAUAUGAUCCAUUUGGUUUUCCAGAAAAACUGUAAGGACUUAACUGUAAGGUAUGUAACAAUGAUACCAUUAUCAUUGCCAACAAAACUAAUAGUGACUCUUAAUUAUAACCUAAUAUCAUCUUAUAGUAGAUGUUCAAUUUUCUGCCAUUAUCACAAAAUGUCUUUGUUUAUUUGUGUGAAUCAGGAUCCAAACAAGAGUCACAUGUAUUUUGCUGAUGUCCCUUUAAGUCACUUAAAAAAUAUUUAAUAGUCCCCCCUCUUUUUUUCUUUAUUUGUUGAAAGAACUAGGUCAUUUGUUCUAGAAUUUCUCAUGUUCUGGAUUCAUCCAGUUGUAUCCCUGUAGUGUCAUUAAGUAUGUUCCCCUAUCACCCACUUUUCCUGUAAACUGGUGGAUUUAGAUGCUCAUUCAAACACAGAUUCUAAUAUUUUUAGCAAGAAUGCUUGCUUUUGCAUCACAUUAGGAAGUGACCUGAUUUAUUUUCAAGUUCCCAACAGGCCUUCACUUAAAUUAUGAUCUACCCAGCUUUGAUCUUGUAAUUCACUAGGGGUUGCCUAAUGGUGGUUUUCUAAUUUUAUCAUUCUUUCUGCAUUUAUUAGCUGGAUUCUGUAAAAAACUUUCACUCUUUGAGACUUAUCUGUAAGAUGAGGCAAAGAGAUUCUUGUAAGCUAACCCAAAAUUAGAAGCCCAGAUCCCUGCUCCUUUUGUUGGAGUCAGGGCUUGCACCCCAGGGUGAUGAUAAUAUGUAAAUAGUGAAGAGAGAAUUCAUUUUGAAUCCCAGCUCUAUACCUUAACAUCUGUGAGCUCCAUUUCCUCACCUCUAAAAUGGGGAUAAUGAAAAUAGUGUUUGCCUCCUGAGGUUGUGAGAUUGAGAUACUGUGGCUGCGAGCUGGGCACAUGGUAAACAGUCAAUGUGUGUUAGCUCUUAUUAGGGUGGGAACUCCUAACACAGGUUGAGAAAGAAUUCUCAACUCAAAGAUUAAGACAGGUUUUAAAGAAAAAAUUUCUUUUACUUUCCAAGGGAGGAAAGGGCAUGGCAUGAAAGAAAGAAGUGUCUGUGGUGAGGCUGAAGUGUUUAGGCUUUUUAUUGGGGGGUGAUAAAGGGUAAAAUAAAUAAAUAAAUAAGUUAUUGCUGCAAAAUGAAAACAGAAGGCAACUGUGUUUAUUUUUCUUUUCUGCCAGGCUGUCUUUAUUAGUCUCCUUGGAAUGUGUUUUGGUGGAUGUAGAGAGAGGAGGGUCACUCCUCUUCUAUUUACUUAGUUCUUUUCAAGUGCUGUAAAAACAGACUCUUAAAGACAAUGAGUUAAGCUACAGGUGGUUAAUCAAAUGAAGGGCCGUUGUGUGCUAUGAUCUUUCUUUUUUUUUCCUGUUAGAUAGUUUAUUACCAAUGCCAUCCUUUCAGCUCUGACGUGUUAUCUAAGGGCUGUGGCCCUUUCCAGGUCUUCUCAAAUCUGGGAGAGAACCCAUUCCCUUGCUCCUUCACCCAAUCUGCCAUCCUUAUGGCCUUAGCCCAUUUGUAGUCUUCCUCUUCCACUGUUAUUGGGGUUGGUGCCUAUACUCUAUACCAGUGGGCAAGAGUGGGCUGCUCAUGGCCUGAUCUGGUCAGCAGAGUAUUGAUUGGGGCUGUUCAAUUGUUUUUAAUUAGCUGCUAACCUUUAAAAAUAAGAGGAUUUCUUGUAACUCAUUAACAGGCCUAAGGCUAUUCAAGACAAACCUCCAGGUCCUCAAUUUACAUAACAAAUCACUUGAGCCUGGGUACUUGGCAGGUGGCAUGUCUCUGAUCAAGACUUUCUUAUCUUGAAAAAUUCCAAGCCUUCAUUCUUUAACCAACAACAAAUCAAAGAGUCUUUAAACCCACCUAUAACCUGUAAGCCCCCCUCCUCCACCCUCCCGCACUUGAGAUGUCUUACCUUUUUAGGCCAAACUGACGUAUGCCUUCCAUGUACUGAUUUAUGACUGUACCUGUAAUUCCUGUCUCCCUGAAAUGUGUAAAACCAAAUUGUAACCCAACCACUGUGAGUCCACUUGCUCAAGUCUUCUUGGGCCUGACUCCCAGCCAUGGUCCUCAAAUUUAGCUCAGAAUAAACCCCUUUAAAUUAUUUUA
This is a messenger RNA of Lemur catta (Ring-tailed lemur), 2935 nucleotides long. It is a transcript of the gene SS18L2, whose product is annotated as SS18 like 2. Gene Ontology annotation, biological process: positive regulation of transcription by RNA polymerase II. Gene Ontology annotation, molecular function: transcription coactivator activity. Gene Ontology annotation, cellular component: nucleus. The transcript has 3 exons. The coding region runs from base 110 to 343 and encodes 77 amino acids. Lineage: Eukaryota; Metazoa; Chordata; Mammalia; Primates; Lemuridae. The record is from RefSeq and is a predicted model, not a curated record.